Messenger RNA from Erythranthe guttata (spotted monkey flower), 1941 nucleotides. RefSeq names its product 4-coumarate--CoA ligase-like 9. The record is from RefSeq and is a predicted model, not a curated record. NCBI's taxonomy places the organism in Eukaryota, Viridiplantae, Streptophyta, Magnoliopsida, Lamiales, Phrymaceae. Gene Ontology annotation, molecular function: CoA-ligase activity.
UCUGAAACAAGCUCUCAUUCCCAUUCCCAUGGCGGAAACUCAAUCCUCAGCACCACAGAUCACCAUCAACCCCAACAAUGGCUUCUCCCCACAAACCAGCAUCUACCACAGCCUCCGCCCCGCCGUCCCUCUCCCCCCUCUCUCCGAACCCCUCUCCAUCGUUCAGCACGCACUCUCUCUCCUCCACUCCCCAACCACCGCCACCUCCGCCGCCCUCUCCACCACCCCCUUCCUCAUCAACGCCGCCACCGGCCACCGCGUGACCUACUCCACCUUCCUCCGACAAGUCGCCUCUCUCACAUCCUCCCUCCGCCCUUCCCUCUCCAAAAACGACGUCGUAUUCGUCCUCGCCCCGCCGUCUCUCCACAUCCCCGUACUCUACUUCUCUCUCCUCUCCCUCGGCGCCGUCGUCUCGCCCUCCAACCCGCUGUCCUCCCCCUCCGAGUUGGCUCACCAGGUCCGACUCUGUAAACCCGCGCUCGCGUUCGCCACCUCGGAAACAUCUAGAAUGCUCCCGCCGAAUACCCCCAUUAUCCUCCUCGAUUCGCCGGAGUUUCUGUCCAUGCUCGAAUCGGGGGUUUCCGCCCCCUCACAAAACGACGUCGUCGUGGAUCAAUCGGACCCCGCCGCUAUCCUCUACUCCUCCGGCACCACCGGGAAAGUGAAAGGGGUGGUGCUCACCCACAGGAAUCUGAUAGCGGUGAUCGCCGGAAUGUACCAAAAUCAGUUUGGGGAUGGCGACAGCGACGCUCGUAUUCAAUCGGUGUCGCUGUUCACGCUGCCGUUGUUCCACGUGUUCGGAUUUUUCAUGCUGAUUAGGGCGGCGGCGCUGGGGGAGACGGUGGUUCUGAUGGAGAGAUUCGAUUUUGUGGAAAUGCUGAAGGCGGUGGAGAGAUACAGGGUUACUGCUGUGCCGGUGACGCCGCCGCUGGUGGUGGCGAUGGCGAAGUCGGAUCUGGUGGAUAAGUACGACUUGAGGUCGUUGCAGACGAUGGGCUGCGGCGGAGCGCCGCUGGGGAAGGAGGUUUCCGAGCGGUUCAAGGAGAGGUUCCCCCACGUGGAGAUUUUCCAGGGGUAUGGUUUGACCGAGAGUACAGGAGGGGCAACGCGGGCCAUGGGGCCCGAUGAGGCAAAACGGUACGGCUCCGCGGGCCGAUUGUCGGAGAAUAUGGAAGCCAAGAUAGUUGACCCUCUGUCUGGGAACCCCUUACCUCCGGGACAACGUGGAGAACUAUGGUUACGAGGGCCCGCCAUUAUGAAAGGUUAUGCUGGAGACGAUGCAGCAACAUCUGCAACCUUGAAUUCAGAAGGGUGGCUAAAAACCGGAGAUCUCUGUUAUUUCGACCAAGAUGGAUUUCUCUUUAUUGUCGAUAGGCUCAAAGAAUUGAUUAAAUACAAGGCAUAUCAGGUUCCUCCAGCUGAGCUGGAACAUUUACUUCAAUCAAUCCCUGAAAUCGCUGAUGCAGCAGUUAUUCCAUAUCCCGAUGAAGAUGCAGGUCAGAUUCCAAUGGCAUAUAUCGUGAGAAAACCUGGUAGCACUAUUACCGCAACUGAAAUAAUGGACUUCAUCGAGAAACAGGUUGCUCCAUAUAAAAAGAUACGUCGUCUUGCAUUUAUCAACUCGAUUCCAAAAUCUCCAGCAGGGAAGAUUCUACGGAGGGAGCUGGUUAUUCAAGCCAGCUCAUCUAAACUGUGAAAAUCGACUAAUCUUGUUCAUAGCAAAGGUAUAUAGUUGGAAAAAAUAUGUUGGAUUUUAGCAAGUAUUUCCUUUUUUAUUUUAUUUUAAGGAACAAAGGAUGAGAUGGUUUUUGUCAGUUUUAAUACCAGAGACAUGUUGGAUUGAUCUGCAUCAGUUCAUUGAUGAAUGUGAAGUUAAGGAUUCCAAAAUUUGUAAUAAUAACUUUGUGGAAUUGUCUAUUGAGUUUCAAAUAGUCUCGAACA